AUGUGGCGGGGCCGGGCUGGGGCGCUGCCGGCGGCCAUCGGGGCGCUGUGCCGGGCUCUGCCGCCGGGGAGCCGGCCCGCCCCGGAGACCUUCCGCCUCGCGAAGUUCGACCGGCCCGAGGCGAGUUUGCAGAUUUGGAGGCUGCUGUAUUCUCUUCUAAAGCAAAUCCAUGACGGAGGCUGGACUGAGCCUGAUACCAUAGGCACCCAAAUUAGGUUUGUAAAGUCAGUGUUAUGGUACCAUGGCUAUGGCAGGCCAGAAUUUUAUCAGCUCCCCUCCGAUGGCUCACAGGGUAGCAGAGAGUUGCUGCUGGCGUUUUCCUGGCUCCUAAACAGAAUCAGCCUGCUGGAGCGGCUACUGACUGUGAAUAGAGUGAAAAUCGGGGAUGAAGCCUCUGUGUGCACGUGUGAAGACAAUAUCUCUAACAACUGGAAGGACAGGACCGAAAUAGCACUAGAACCUUGUUUGAAAAGAGAUGUGGAUGUCAGAUAUCUCCAGUGGUUAACUGGCAGACUGCGGUUCCAGUGGCGGAGUUUGCACGUUGACCAUCAGGAGCAAUGUAAACUCUUGCAUAAGAUUCAUUCUUACACUAGUGGCUGUCAUAUGGACCAGACCAUCGGUCAUUUCUCCGUCACAGAAACCGAUCUCAUUAGGCAACCAGAUAGCUACAAACAGUUGUUGCAGUUACUGGAGUCUGAAACCUCUCGAUUAGAAGCCUUUCUGGAAUGGAAACAAUUGGAACCAGUUUAUUGGCACUGGAUGGAAACUGUAUUAGAUAUCCUUGACGAAGAUGCAAAUACAUUCAAGUCAGAAGAUGUUUGUAAAGAGAAAAACACUUCGCCAAAUGCUAACUUGUGUUGCCACAGUGCUAAAAAUAUUAUUGGAGAAAUUGACAAAUUGACCAAAGAUCUAGUGACUCUACGUGAUGGACUGCAUGAGCUAGUAACUUGCAAGAAGUCAGCAUGGUAUGAAAAGGUCAAAUCAAGAGAGAGAACACUUCCAGAUGAAAGGGAGUUUUGUGCUGCUGUCAGGACAAUAACAGAAGCUGUCAAGCUAAAACCAUCAGAUCUUAAAUACCAUUGUGCCCAUAAAAAAAAUGGAAUGCAUGGUCUGUACAGGCUGGUAUUUAAAGACAAGCAUUCUGCUAGCAAAACAGGUUUCCUCCGUUCGGUAUCAAAGGAGCCCAUUACAAAUGUUGUUAAUGCCACAGAGGUGAUCAGUGAACUGCAAAUGGAAGAGGCCACUCUGAAGAGGGAGCUGAAGCGGCUGCAGGAAGAGUGCAGACACAAGCUAGAUGAGAUUGCAGAAGGGCUGGUUGGAGUGAUUUGUAUCCCACCUAUGAAAAGAUAAGUUCUCAUCAAGAAAGGACAAGGGCAUAGGGCUGUUUGAUCAGAAGACGUAUUAUAAACCAUUGCCUGAGAGUGGGUAAAAUGAAGAUCUGAAUGUGGUUCUAAUUCUCAGCCUUGAAAACACAAUUUGUCACUUCUUUAUAAUAUGCAUUGGGGCCAGAACACUGCACUCUUAAUGGUUCUGUCUGCUGCCCUUUAUUACUUACCUUACCAAUUAAAUUCUGCAGCAGGUGUUAGAGGGGGGUGGGGUGUUUUUAAAUCUCUCCUUCAUCUAGCUUUCUGAUGCUCCUGCCUGGUACAGGCUCACUUUAAGAACUCUCUGUUUCUAGACACACAAUAUUUGCAGGUCUGCAGACUGAAAUACUAAUUACAUUCAACAUUUAUCAGCAAGUAAGAGUAUUUAUAACUAAUAAAAAACCAGGAACUGAGCAGAGAUAAGUGUGGCCUUCGAUGCUGAAAGGUAUGCAAAGCACCAAGAAUGAAAUGUGCAGGAAGGGCUGCUGUUUAGUUCAGCUAGUUCCAUGUUGUGCGGCAAGGCACAGAAUACAUACAUUUAUCACAAAACAGAUACAAAAUGCUUAGUGGCAAAUAAAAGUGACAUCUUCUUUAGUCACAGGCAUAAUGCUCUUCAAAUGAUCAGAUUCUUUAGGGAAACACCCACUUUUAUUAAACUAUGUAUUCAGUUAUGAAGCACAGUAAUAUCAUUUCUAUAUUCACUAGAGAAUGCUUCUGCAAAAUAGAAAUAAGGCCUUAAAUUCCAGACUUUAAGAAACCCUAUAGUCUGCCUCUGGAGACUUCCCCCCAGAAUGUAAAGCCUUUCAUGUGGCAUUAGCUUUUCGUCACUUUCUGCUUGCUUUCAGUAAGAAACUGCUUUUAUUCUUAUGAGUUUUCCUUCAGAAAUAAAAACACACUUUGCUUUUCAUUUGUGAAUUGCAAUGAGCAGCAGGAUUACCUUGGUUUGGAUUUCUGUCUAUUACUCCCAGCUCUUCGGUUUGGGUGAUUAACAGUUGCCUGUGACUCAAGAACCAAAAGUAAAAGUGCAUUUAAGGACAUCAUCAUGUUCAUGUAUUUGUAUUAGCAUCAUCACUUUUGUGAGAUGAAGUAAGGUUGUGGGGGGAGGAACAAGGGCUGACACUUCAUUCCACUGCCCUUUUGGGAGUCAUUUACUACUAUGCAAAGUUGGUAUAAAAUGCUGCCAGAUCUGAAUUCUCUGCUGAGUCGCACUGUCAUUGGCAUUUCUCAGGCAUUGUGCACAGGUGUCAAUGACGACUCCAGGUGUAAGACAGCGGAGAACAAGAGCUGGGUGCCCAGCCUUGGCCCAACUGAAAGCCAUGUCAUCAACCUACCAGGGAUGGCAGUAGUGCACCUCAUUUGCAUAACAUGGGACAUAGUAUAGCCACCAAUAUCUUCAGUAUGGAGGUCUCACCUCGUUCCCCACAGACCAAAGCAGAGUGGGGUGCAGUGGCAUGUGAAGCCUUUGUGAGCCAUGCUGGAGGCUGCCUGGGUUCCCAUGUACUGGGGUACCUGAGUGCACUAAUAGAGUAAUCCAGCUACUGUGGCAAGGAAAAUGUGUGCUCUGCCCAUACUAUGGCCAGUGCUCACGGUAGUGUAGCCUUGAAACUAGCCAAUGCUGAGAGAGAGUUUAGUUCUGUGCGUAAGCCCCAAUGAAGUAGAGAGAAUGACUAUUAAACUAACCCCCAAACUCUUCUCCUGGGAAUACGCCUCAUAGAACAUGUCCAAAUGUCCUGCACAGACCUGGUUCUGCACUCUGCAGCUCUAGCUCAUAUCUAGCCUGUUACUCACCCAUCAUGUCAUAUUGCUGUAUGCCACGCUUCUGUCCACUUAAGCUAGCAAUCAUCACUCUGGUUUCAAUACCAGGACAUGAACUCAUUUCCUAACUGCAAAUA
Messenger RNA from Gopherus evgoodei (Goodes thornscrub tortoise), 3256 nucleotides. It is a transcript of the gene TEDC1, whose product is annotated as tubulin epsilon and delta complex 1. The coding region runs from base 1 to 1350 and encodes 449 amino acids. The transcript has 8 exons. Lineage: Eukaryota; Metazoa; Chordata; Testudines; Testudinidae. The record is from RefSeq and is a predicted model, not a curated record.